Polypterus senegalus (gray bichir) is the source of this 3818-nucleotide messenger RNA. Its product is annotated as chitin-binding domain protein cbd-1-like. Lineage: Eukaryota; Metazoa; Chordata; Cladistia; Polypteriformes; Polypteridae. The coding region runs from base 10 to 3378 and encodes 1122 amino acids. Gene Ontology annotation, cellular component: extracellular region. The record is from RefSeq and is a predicted model, not a curated record. The transcript is spliced from 21 exons. Gene Ontology annotation, molecular function: chitin binding.
AAGACCAUCAUGGAGCACAGAUGCCUUAUCUCAGUGGUGGUCCUCCUGCUGCAACUGUCCUUAGGUUCUACGGAGACUCAUCCUGCCUCUAGAAUUUCAGACAUCUGUAAAGGCAAGCCAAGCGGGAACUACCCUAAUCCCAGCUUCCCUAGCAGCUACAUAGCCUGCUUCAAUGGACAUGGCAACAUCAUGAACUGCCCAGACUCCCUGGUAUAUGAUGGAUCUUUGGAUCAAUGUGUGUACCCAGCCAGCAACAAACCUUCAGAUCCAAGCUUGGAUGUGGAUAAAAACCCCAGCAAUUCAAACUUUUGUGUUGGCAAACCUAAUGGCAACUAUGCCAAUUCCCUUAACAAAGCAACUUAUAUUUCCUGUAAUGAUGAUAUCACGUAUGUGAUGCCCUGCCCUCCGGGUCUGAUCUAUAAUGCUGCAGGAGACUUCUGUGACUGGCCACUUAUUUCCCGAAAAGGCAAAAUUUUGGAUUUGCACUACUCCAGAUCCAGCUCCAGUUUCUGCACAGGCAAAGCCAAUGGAAACUAUGCUAAUCCUGCUGACAUCACGACUUACAUCAGUUGUUUUGAUGGAAUCACCUACGUGAUGCCCUGUCCUAAUGGUCUUGUUUACAAUGAUGCACUGGAUCAAUGUGAUUGGCCAGGUGGAGCCCCCAUUACUCAAGCACCCAACUUCUGCAGUGGAAAACAAGACAAAAACUAUGUCAAUCCUAGUAAUGUCCACAGCUUUAUCUCCUGUUCUGGUGGGAUAAUGCAUGUGAUGCAGUGUCCCGAUAACCUGGUUUACAAUGCUGCCCAGGAUAAGUGUGAUUGGACUACCAAAGGAGGACCCCAUGUUACCAGAAACAACACUUUCUGCAAUGGAAAACAAGAUGGAAACUACGUCAAUCCUAGUGAUGUCCACAGCUUUAUCUCCUGCUCAGGUGGGAUAAUGCAUGUGAUGCAGUGUCCCGAUAACCUGGUUUACAAUGCUGCCCAGGAUAAGUGUGACAGGUCUUCCAGUGGAGGAACCCCUGUAACCCAAGCACCCAACUUCUGCAAUGGAAAGCCAGAUGGAAACUACGUCAAUCCCAGCGAUGCCCACAGCUUCAUCUCCUGCUCAGGUGGGAUAAUGCAUGUGAUGCAGUGUCCCGCUAACUUGGUUUACAAUGCUGCCCUGGAUAAGUGCGACUGGUCUUCCAAUGGAGGAACCCCUGUAACCCAAGCACCCAACUUCUGCAAUGGAAAGCCAGAUGGAAACUACGUCAAUCCCAGCGAUGCCCACAGCUUCAUCUCCUGCUCAGGUGGGAUAAUGCAUGUGAUGCAGUGUCCCGCUAACUUGGUUUACAAUGCUGCCCUGGAUAAGUGCGACUGGUCUUCCAAUGGAGGGUCCAAUGUUACCCAAAAACCCAGUUUCUGCAGUGGAAAACCAGAUGGAAACUACGUCAAUCCCAGUGAUUCCCACAGCUUCAUCUCCUGCUCAGGUGGUGUCAUGCAUGUGAUGCAGUGUCCCGCUAACCUGGUUUAUGAUGCUGCCCAGGAUAGGUGCGACUGGCCUUCUAGUGGAGGACCCCAUGUUACCCAAAAACCCAGUUUCUGCAGUGGAAAACCAGAUGGAAACUACGUCAAUCCCAGUGAUUCCCACAGCUUCAUCUCCUGCUCAGGUGGUGUCAUGCAUGUGAUGCAGUGUCCCGCUAACCUAGUUUAUGAUGCUGCCCAGGAUAGGUGCGACUGGCCUUCUAAUGGAGGGUCCAAUGUUACCCAAAAACCCAAUUUCUGCAGUGGGAAACCAGAUGGAAACUACAUCAAUCCCAGUGAUUCCCACAGCUUCAUCUCCUGCUCAGGUGGUGUCAUGCAUGUGAUGCAGUGUCCUGCUAACCUGGUUUAUGAUGCUGCCCUGGAUAGGUGCGACUGGCCUUCUAAUGGAGGGUCCAAUGUUACCCAAAAACCCAAUUUCUGCAGUGGAAAACCAGAUGGAAACUACGUCAAUCCCAGUGAUUCCCACAGCUUCAUCUCCUGCUCAGGUGGGGUCAUGCAUGUGAUGCAGUGUCCCGCUAACCUGGUUUACGAUGCUGCCCAGGAUAGGUGCGACUGGCCUUCUAGUGGUGGCCCAUCAGUUACUCCAAAACCCAAUUUCUGUACUGGUAAACCAGAUGGAAACUAUGUGAAUCCCAAUGAUGUCCACAGUUUCAUCUCCUGCUCUGGUGGUGUAAUGCAUGUGAUGCAGUGUCCUGCUAAUCUGGUCUACAAUGCUGCUCAGGAUAGGUGCGACUGGCCUUCUAGUGGUGGUCCCUCUGUUACCCCAAAACCGAAUUUCUGCACUGGAAAACCAGAUGGGAACUACGCCAAUCCUAAUGACCCCCACAGCUUCAUUUCCUGUUCUGGUGGAAUAGAGCAUAUAAUGCAGUGUCCUGCAAACCUGGUCUACAAUGCUGCCAAGGAUCAGUGCGACUGGCCUUCUAGUGGCUGUGGCUGUAAUCCUCUUCCCAAUUUCUGCACUGGCAAGGCUAAUGGAAACUAUCCAGUCCCCAACAACCCUGAUAGUUACAUCAACUGCCAAAAUGGAAACCCCACACUGAUGCAGUGUCCUGCUGGGUACAUCUUUAAUGCUGCCAGUGGGCAAUGUGAAAUGCCAGGCUGUAGCUGCAAUCCACCUCCCAACUUCUGCACUGGUAAAGCCAACGGGAACUACUACAAUCCCAACAAUCCCCACACCUUCAUUAUUUGCAGUAAUGGAAUUCCUACUGAAAUGCAGUGUCCUGCUGGUCUCAUCUUCAAUGCUGCUAAGGAUCAAUGUGACUGGCCAGGUUCAAACCUUCCCAACCCCGGUCCUAAUUUCUGCACUGGCAAACCAAAUGGAAACUACGUCAACCCUAGCAAUCCUAACAGCUACAUUUCCUGCUCCAAUGGACUAAUCUACGUCAUGCCGUGUCCCGUUGGCCUUGUCUACAACCCUGCUAAAAACGCGUGUGACUGGCCAACCAGUGGCAGCAAUUCAGGCAACGGCACACAACAUGCUACCCAAGGUUUUUGUACUGGCAAAACGGAUGGCAACUAUGAGAACCCUAAAGACCCCCACAGCUACAUUGCCUGCUCCAAUGGGUUGGCGCAUUUGAUGCCUUGUCCAUCAGGGCUGGUCUUCAAUGCUUCUAAGGACUGGUGUGACUGGCCUCACAGUUUUAGAUCAGGAAUACCAAAUAGUAAUCAGGCUGGAUGGCAAAUCCCUCUCUCUUUCUGCAAAAACAAAAUCAGUGGAAAUUAUAUCGAUAUGAACAGGCAGCACUCCUUCAUCAUGUGCUCCAAUCACCUGACUUACAUCAUGCAAUGUCCAGCAGGCCUUGUAUACAAUGACGCCAUCAAAGUCUGUGACUUUCCACCUGGCUCCCCCUAAGGUACCAUUUGUCUUUCUAAAGUAAGACAUGCUGGAUAUGGUGAAACAGGCCAAAUGGUAAGCGUCUGCAUCUUUAUAAGUUCUUCUAUACACUCAGCAUCUCAGCUCUCUUCAGCCUCAUGACGUCUGCACACUCCACUCCUGUCACUGGACGGUGUUUUCCGCUGAUGGAAGUCUUUGUUUGGGUUCUGGUGACUGUUCAGCUCAGAUGUGUAUCAUUUAUUCAUAUGUAGCAAGACAAUAGUGGGCUCUUCAAAAUGUGCUGACCAAACUGAUAAUUAAGUUAUUACGGCAGACAUAGCUGACAAGAUCAGCCCCAAAAAUGAAAUGUUAUAUAAUUGGCUUUCUGGAAUGUAUUCAUUUGACACUUUACAUAAUAUUGCAUAUGUACAUCAAAAUGUACAAUUUUGUAAAGGAUUAACAAAUUAAUAAAUGUGGUU